AUGAUAGACGGUGAAUCUGUAUUUUCUGAGUCUGAUUCCGAGCAAAUUGAAGAUCAUGACGAAGAAUUUACCCAGUGGUGUGAAAAUGGGAAAAAGCGUAUCCAGGCAGUACGUCGGGCUAUUAAACAAAGGCAAAACGGACCAUUGCAAAAGAAAUAGCGACCCGAAAUGUUCUGAAAAAGAAAGUGUUCGAAAAGAGCUAGCCGAAUUGUUAAGGAACAUCCUAAUAUCGGAAGAGAUAUCGAGGAAUUUGUCAAAUCGAAAAGAGUAGGAGCUGAUGCUUGGCGGCGAACGGGGGUGCUGACAUUUGACGGUGCUCGCUCCAGGGGAAAGAAAGUUACCUACAAAAGUAUUCAAUGUCAUCUUCAGGAAAAGUAUAACUGCCAAUUAAGUUAUGGAACUGUAGUCCAACUUUGUGUUAUAAGAAGCAAGCGACGUUUAUCUGCCAAGCGAUAUAAGGGAAUCGCCAAAGUUACGUGUACUGUAGAAGAGCUCGUAAGGGGUUUGCGGUAAAACUUAACGUAGAUGCACACUGGAGUAGUGCAUUUUAUAAGGGAAUCGAGUUCAUACAACUGAAAGACGGCAAGGACAAAGUGUUGCUGAACAGAGAUGACCAAGCCGGUUUUCGUCUCGACAUAACCUUCACCCAUAAGCAAGGCAAGUGUAUCAUUCUGGAAAGUCAGCCUUCACUUACUACGAGAACUGAUUUUGUAAAUAAAUACCCGUCUCUCCUUCAAACCACGUCGUAUUUAUUCUUGGAUUCUGAGACGACCGAAAAAGCAUGUGUUGGAAUCGUGAAACCACAUUUUACUUAUGACAAGACACCCACUCAGUAUUACAUUGAUUUAAACAUGCUCGAGACGAAGUUACCUAAUUACCUUAUUGAGAAACCCAUGGAUUGCAUACGAGUAGAUGGAGCAGGGGACGAGGGACGGGCGCAUGUAGAAGUACAGUUUCUGUGGACAGAACGACACCUUCUUAAGCAGAAGAUAUGCACAAUUGUCACAACCAGGAACAGUGGUGGCUCCUAUUUAAAUCCAGUUGAGUUAAUGAACGGAUGUAUUGCCAAAGCACAUGCGGUGGUAAUUCCAAUGCUAGUGGCCUGGAUCCAGAUAAGCUCACAUAGAAUGUGGACCUGGCUACGGAGGUCUACAUUGAUCGAGUGA
Molecule: messenger RNA, 1166 nt
Organism: Paramuricea clavata
Lineage: Eukaryota; Metazoa; Cnidaria; Anthozoa; Malacalcyonacea; Plexauridae
Source: the annotation of a GenBank genome assembly